Molecule: messenger RNA, 1660 nt
Organism: Emiliania huxleyi CCMP1516
Lineage: Eukaryota; Haptophyta; Isochrysidales; Noelaerhabdaceae
Exons: 8
Coding region: 40-1329 (429 amino acids)
Biological process (GO): regulation of gene expression
Cellular component (GO): nucleus
Molecular function (GO): histone binding
Source: RefSeq, a predicted model, not a curated record
AAGCUCAGCCCGGCGCGAGAGCUCUGGUGCAUCGCGGAGAUGAGCGCGCCCGAGGAGGCCGAGGGUUCCUCGCUGGAGCAGACCAUCAACGAGGAGUACAAGGUGUGGAAGAAGAACACUCCCUUCCUGUACGACCUGAUCCUCACGCACGCGCUCGAGUGGCCCUCGCUCACUGUCCAGUGGCUUCCCGACAAGCGCACGCCGCCCAACAAGGACUAUGCUGUCCACCGUGUCGUCCUCGGCACGCAUACAAACGACGGCGAGCAAAACNCCCGCCUCUCCGGCGGACUCUGCUCCCCUCCGCACCUGCUGCUCCCCUUGCCCGUCCCCUGCUGCCGUCUCUCCACCGGCCCUCACCUCCGCCCCCCUCCCCAGGCCAAGAUCGAGAUCACACAAAAGAUCAACCACGAGGGCGAGGUGAACCGAGCGCGCUACAUGCCGCAGAACCCGUACCUCAUCGCGACCAAGUCGCCCUCCGCCGACGUCUACGUCUUCGACUGGUCGAAGCACUCCUCCCGCCCUGCGCCCGACGGCACCUUUGCCCCCGACCUCGUGCUCAAGGGUCACUCCAAGGAGGGGUACGGGCUCGCUUGGUCGCCGCACACGCAGGGCCGCCUCCUCUCCGGCUCGGACGACUGCCUCAUCUGCACCUGGGACAUCGCGCAGGGCUCCAAGGCGGGGCACACGCUGCAGCCGCUCAACACGUACACCGGCCACACCGCCGUCGUCGAGGACGUGGCGCACCACCUGCACCACGCUCAGAUCUUCGGCUCGGUGGGGGACGACUGCAAGCUGAUGAUCUGGGACGAACGCGACAACUCGACCGCCAAGCCGAAGCACUCUGUCGACGCGCACUCCAAGGAGAUCAACUGCCUCGCCUUCAACCCCUUUUCCGAGUACCUGCUCGCCACCGGCUCCGCCGACAAGACGGUUGCCCUCUGGGACCUGCGAUCGCUCAAGUCGAAGCUGCACUCCUUUGAGGGGCACACAGAGGACGUCUACCAGGUCGGGUGGAGCCCCUUCAACGAGACGAUCCUCGCCUCUGCUUCGCUCGACCGGCGGCUGCACUUGUGGGACCUCUCGCGCAUCGGCGAGGAGCAGGACGCGGAGGACGCCGAGGACGGGCCGCCCGAGCUGCUCUUCGUGCACGGCGGCCACACUGCGAAGGUGGCCGACUUUUCGUGGAACGCAAACGACGAGUGGGUCGUGGCGUCUGUGGCGGAGGACAACAUCAUCCAGGUGUGGCAGGUGGCGGAGAACAUCUACGCCGACGGCGACGACGACGAGGAGGGCGAGGGCGAGGGCGGGCAGGAGGAGGAGCUCGAGUGAGGCGGACCCGCCAGAGUACACACAUCAAUAGAGAGGGAGAGCCGACACAGCGGCUCGCUCUCGGCCUCGCGCGCACCCCGCCUCCCCCGCGCGGCAACCCGCCUCGCGCGCGCGACGGGGCGACGACGGCCCCUCGCGUGGAGUUCAAGGGAGAGCGCGGGGGUGCGAGUCCUGUACGCAGUCGCACGAGUAUCGUGCUGUGUGAGUCUGUGACGGCGGAGUUGACGCCUCCGACGGUCGUAGCGGCGUGGCUGAGGGCGGCGGUGGAGGCGCCCGAUAGCGCGGUGAGGAUGGUCUCAUGGGUCUAGCAAACCAUAGACGACACCAAGAG